AUGAUCCUGGAGUACGAGGGCUACCGGGUCGACGAAGCGUCGAGCGGUCCGGCGGCCCUGGCCAAGGUCGCCGAACGGGCGCCCGAAGCGGUGAUGCUCGACAUCAAGAUGCCGGAAAUGGACGGCCUAGAAGUGCUAGCGGCCUUCCGUGAGCGUGGCUACGACAUGCCGGUGCUGAUCAUCAGCGGUCACGGCGAUGUCAACACCGCCGCCGCGGCCACCCGGCAAGGCGCUUACGACUUCUUCGAGAAGCCCCUCGAACGCGAGCGCGUGCUAGUCAGUCUACGCAAUGCGGUCGAGGCUUACCGCCUGCAGUCGGAGAACCGGGUUCUACGCCAUGAACCCGACCGGCUGACCGGCGAUUCGCCAGCCCUCGGGCGGCUCCGCCAGACCUUAGAGAAAGCGGCGCCCACGCCAGCGACGGUGUUGAUCACCGGUGAGUCCGGCACUGGCAAGGAGUUGGUAGCGCGGGCGAUCCAUGAACAGUCGGCGCGGGCCAGUCGGCCGUUCGUGCAAGUCAACUGUGCAGCCAUCCCCGACGAGCUCAUCGAGUCCGAGCUCUUUGGCCACGAGAAGGGCAGCUUCACCGGCGCGGUGCGCAAGCAGGUCGGCAAGUUCGUCGCCGCCCAUGGCGGCACGAUCUUUCUCGACGAGAUCGGCGACAUGUCCGCCCGCACUCAGGCCAAGGUCUUGCGGGUACUGCAGAAUGGUGAGGUCGAGCCAGUCGGUUCGGCCAGCAACGUGCGGGUCGAUGUCCGGGUGGUGGCAGCCACCAACCGCGACCUGCGCCAGGGCAUCGAAGACGGCGAGUUCCGUGAGGACCUGUUCUACCGCCUCAACGUGAUUCCGAUCCGCACCCCGCCGCUGCGCGAGCAUCUCGACGAUCUACCGCAGCUGGUGAGCUAUUUCGUCGAGCGCUACGCGCGGGCCAACAACUACCGCCCCAAGGCCUUCAGCGAAGAGGCCUUGGCCCAUCUCAAGACCCUGCCUUGGAAGGGCAACGUCCGCGAGCUCAAGAACCUGGUCGAGCGCUUGUUGAUCCUCAGUCCGGGUGCGGAGGUAGAGAAGCAGGACGUGGUGCAGUUCACCGGUGGCGCCCAAGCGGAAAUCUCAGAAUCGUUGCUGGCGGUCAACACCCUGCGCGAAUUCCGCGAGAUGUCCGAGCGCUUGUUCCUGCUGCACAAGUUGGACGAGAACGGCUGGAACGUCACCCAGACCGCCCAGUCAGUCCAAACCCCACGCUCCAACCUCUACAAGAAGAUGGAGCAGUACGAUAUCCGCCGCGAGGGCAGCUGA
Messenger RNA from Nerophis lumbriciformis (worm pipefish), 1296 nucleotides. The record is from RefSeq and is a predicted model, not a curated record. NCBI's taxonomy places the organism in Eukaryota, Metazoa, Chordata, Actinopteri, Syngnathiformes, Syngnathidae.